AGCUACGAUCCUUGGGGUGACUGCGAUACUCCUCAAGCAGCGGAACUUUUAAAAAUCUUGAACGAUUACAUCCUCUUGAUCCCGGUCAAUGAGUCCUCGAUCCUUUAUUCAACACAGGCGCUCACUGACCAACUGCGUCUAACUUACGCCAUGAUCAUUUCCCUCUUUACUGCCUCCGACUACAGUCUGAACUUAGACCCACCGGCUUCUCCAUUUCGUCCACGUACCUUGGGUAGUAUCCUGUACAUGAUACAGCUUAUAAUGAACCCAAGUAUCGUUCAAAAUUCGAACGAUUCACCCAUCAGACCAUGUCAACAACUCGAUUCAGCACAAAUCUUGUUGUUACAUUGGGGAGAUUUUAUGUGCUGGUGCUGGGGAACGUGGAAUGACUACAGAGUUGCAAACACAGAGUGUGUUACUCAAUUAACGGCAACCUGGUUGUAUCAUUUACAACUUGGCGUCGAUUCGGCGCCAUAUCAAGACAUUCAUAAUCCGCAUAUUCUCCUCGACAAAAAUCCUUCGGCUGCUAAUUAUGCGUUUCUGCAAGUUCUCCAUCGUAGUACGACCUCCCUUCUGGCAGCAAGACAAAAUGCGACUCUACAGGAGUCUUUUUACGUCGUCCUGUUUAAUGCAUGCCGUGCCAUCGACCACCUGCUCCGUAACGAGUUGGUUCGUGGGUCCGGAUUGACAGGUAUAGAAAUCACAGCAAAAUGUUUGUUGGGUGUCUUUGUUCUGUUGCAUUUGGAGACAGGGAAUGAUGGAAGACUACAAUUGAAAUCGACCAUCUUGGAAUCAUUAACCAUGGUCAAUGAAGGAGCGUUUGCACAAGCCAUAAACGAUAUUUGUGAAGAUAAGGAAAUUCAUUUCAAGGAGCGGAUUGAUGAGUUAAUUCUACAGUCGAGACGAGGAUUGAUACGAUCUACCGAAUCCGAGCAAAACCUGUCCAAUGCCCAAGCGGACGAAGUCAGACUUGUCCUUUAUCUCCUAUUGCGGAUAUGGCACUCUGCCGAAGGUCGAAAACACGUACAACGACAGCCAAUCCUGAAUCUACUGACUUCAUUAACGAAUCGACUUCUAAAAGAUCAAAUUGCCUCGCCUUUAGCCUACAACCGUUUACGCGAAGCCAUAGUCACCGGGUUCUGUGUUCUUGAUACAGACCCAGCUGGCACACCCCUCAAGAGUCCGAAGCAAGAGGAUGUCUGGAGAUUUGCUCUAAACGCCGGAUCCUCGAACCUAGUUGUAACAUCUAGUUUUGCGCAUCAUGUUAUGGCCGCAGCGCGUCUUCCAGACCCUUUGACCUGUGCGGAAGCGUGGAAUCACUUACGAGAUACGAUGACUCUUAUUUUUCGUCGCCAAUUCUUAGAAGAUGAACAAGCUGUCGCGCUUAUUGUAUCUUUGGGUGUAUGUGGUGCACUGCUACGCCUUUUAGAUUCGGAUGUUUCAACAGAACACUUCAUAUUAUCUUCACCCUGGACCAUGAGCUUCUGUGUCGAACUCAAGAAGAUACUGCAAGGGGAGAUGGAAGAAUCAGAGAACGAUUAUUUUCAACUGCUGAAACGACAACUGAUCUCAAUUGGGCCCGUUUUACUCGACACACUUCGCUCCAAACUUGAUUCCGACACAGCUCGGAUGAAGGAAGACAUGCCUACAUUUCAAUCGCGAUUGAUUUAUCAUGGUCAAUACCCUAAUUACACACUAUUGCUGGUAUCUCAUAUGUUCGAAUGACAGUAUCACCUGGUGGACCAAAAGGAUAACUACACAAAAAACCCACCGAAGAAGUUUGAUAGCGCCGGGAAAGUGACAGCUUAACAGUGCAUAACCUGGUCCUGUACGUUAACAAUAUUCGAUCUGCAUAUUGAAGCCUCGUGGAUCCCCACCCGGACCAAGGACUAGUAAUGCAAAAAUGACAUGACAAAAUUAAACCUGCUAAGCGUAAGCUGUGAACCCAUCGUACUGCUUCCUAAUUUCUUGCGCUGCCAGAUCGAGGAACAAUGGGGUAAAAAAAUCCGCAUUGACCAAUUGGAGUAGAGAUAGAUU
Molecule: messenger RNA, 2037 nt
Organism: Lentinula edodes (shiitake mushroom)
Lineage: Eukaryota; Fungi; Basidiomycota; Agaricomycetes; Agaricales; Omphalotaceae
Exons: 14
Coding region: 151-1725 (524 amino acids)
Source: RefSeq, a predicted model, not a curated record